AUGUCGCCGGCGUUCUCGUCCGAUCCACGGGGCUCCCACGGAAGUGCCAAGUCGGGCACCGAGGGGAAGCGUUCCCUCUCCUCACUGAACGUUGGCUUCUUCAAGUCGCUCGCGGACAGGCGUGCCAACCGCGAUGGAAUGACACCGAAGCGACGCGGUCCAAAGCCCGACAGCAGGCCUGCCCUGACCAGGAAGCAGGAACUUAACCGCCAGGCUCAGCGGACCCAUAGAGAAAGGAAGGAGCUCUACGUGCAGGCGCUGGAAGACGAGGUCCUUCGGCUGAAGGAGCUGUACACGCUUCUUUUCCAAGAGAAGGAAAGAUGCGCCCAAGAAAACAGAGAGCUCAAGGAGACGUUGGCGCGACACGGGAUACGAGCAUCUCGAGGCGACCUCCAAGACUUCACGACGAGCAGCAACGAUGCCGCCCUUGACCGCGGCCCAUUGUCAACGACGAGUCCCGGCAGCAGCACGGAGCCCGGGCCAUCCUACCCGACGUUGUCGCCUACGCAGUCGACUGCGCCCUCCAUCUCCUCGGCGAACCAUGGUGGCCAUCUGCCACCGCCACCGACGGUGGGCCGAACGCCCGGCAUGACGGGGUCGAACGGCAAAGGAGAUGUCGACCUCGAGCAAGCAGGCAUUGAUUUUGUCCUAACACUUGAAAAACCCUGCAUGGCGCACAUGCCAUAUCUGCUUGAGAGUGCAACCGACGCACAGGGAGACUGCUGCGGCCAUGCGUUGAUGGCGUCCUGCCCUCCUACAUCCUUCGCCCACCUGACAGCAGACACGCCCUUUGGGAGCACCCACACGCACGACCAUGGCGACGGCGUCAUUCCGUGCCAGGGGACAUGGGAGCUCAGCAAGGCAGGCCUUGCCACCUUGCUCAACCUCAGCAAGAGGUUGGAUCUGGCCGGCGAGAUCACCCCCGUCAUGGCUUGGGGGAUACUGAUGAACCACCCGCGAUUUGUCGACCUCACACCAGGGCACUUGCGAAGGCUCGCCGACGAUCUGAGCAAAAAGGUCCGCUGCUACGGUUUCGGUGCGGUGAUGGAAGAGUUUGAGCUGCGCGACGCGUUGGAGAGAGUCUUGACCAGCGAGUCCGAGACGCCAUUGCACUAG
Messenger RNA from Drechmeria coniospora, 1116 nucleotides. RefSeq names its product bZIP-type transcription factor. The record is from RefSeq and is a predicted model, not a curated record. Bases 1 to 1116 code for a protein of 371 amino acids. Lineage: Eukaryota; Fungi; Ascomycota; Sordariomycetes; Hypocreales; Ophiocordycipitaceae. Gene Ontology annotation, molecular function: DNA-binding transcription activator activity, RNA polymerase II-specific; transcription cis-regulatory region binding. Gene Ontology annotation, cellular component: RNA polymerase II transcription regulator complex. The transcript is spliced from 5 exons.